AUGCUGUUUGGUAAUGGAUCAAAAGAAGUUGAUUCAUUAAAGAAUUUAGCAAGUGUUGUUGAAAUAAAAGAUUGGGAGCCACCAGAUGCUGAUACUGAUUCCAAACUUGCUAUUGCUGGGGUUGUUGCUAAGAGUGUUGCUGGAGUUGUUGCUAGGGUUGUUGCUAGGGUUGUUGCUGGGGUUGUUGCUGGGGUUGUUGCUAAGGUAGUUGAUGGGGUUGUUGCUAAGGUAGUUGCUAAGGUUGUUGCUGAGGUUGUUGUCGAAGUAGUUGCCAAAGGUGAUGUUGAAAUUGAUAUUGCAGAUGUAGCAGUAGAUGAUGGAACUAUAUAA
This is a messenger RNA of Dentiscutata erythropus, 330 nucleotides long. The record is from the annotation of a GenBank genome assembly. NCBI's taxonomy places the organism in Eukaryota, Fungi, Glomeromycota, Glomeromycetes, Diversisporales, Gigasporaceae.